Molecule: messenger RNA, 2619 nt
Organism: Cryptococcus wingfieldii CBS 7118
Lineage: Eukaryota; Fungi; Basidiomycota; Tremellomycetes; Tremellales; Cryptococcaceae
Product: telomere maintenance protein
Exons: 7
Coding region: 1-2619 (872 amino acids)
Biological process (GO): regulation of mRNA stability involved in response to oxidative stress
Cellular component (GO): nucleus; post-mRNA release spliceosomal complex; cytoplasm
Molecular function (GO): mRNA binding
Source: RefSeq, a predicted model, not a curated record
AUGUCGUCCUUCCUCGGAGCCCCCCCGGCUUUCGAAGAGGCGGCCGGCACCACCGUCGCCCCCACUCCAUCCCUCUUCGACGCCCACGACGGCCUCGGGACAUCCCCUCUUGUGUCCAUCACAGACAUGUCCGGCCUGCCUACUUCCCGGCCCCCAACCUCUGCAGAAAUCGACGCCGUCAUCGCUGCCGCCAUUGCCAAUGCCCCACCACCAGCCAGCUCCGAAUUCAGCUCGGAAAUGCAUCGUUCAGUCACCCCGCUCAUGACAAAUUUGCUGCCCUCCGCCGUCGGUAGCGAUGGACGGGUCAACUUGUUCGUCGGCAACCUGCCCUACAGAGUGCGGUGGCAGGACCUCAAGGAUCUCUUCCGGAAAGCAGGGACUGUCUUGAGGGCAGACGUCAGUCUUGGGCCAGACAACAGGAGCAGAGGUUAUGGCACGGUACUGAUGGGCAGCAGGGAGGAUGCUGCUCGGGCAAUAGAUCGCUACAACGGAUAUACAUGGCAGACCAGAACGCUCGAGGUUCGCCCAGACCGUCUGCCGCCCGAGUAUGAACCCCAAGCCCACCCCGUCCACCACAACGCAAACCCCCGCUCCGCCAUGUACUCCUUCCACUCCUUCCCCGGCCAAUCCCACGCCCCAUUUUCAAUACCGGGGCAUCUCACUCCUCAGCCAAACGGCACGUGGCACGGCCAACUACCUGGCUCGAGGCCGUUCUCUGCAGGCGCCGGUGCUGGGCUCUUGCCGGGGAUGGGUCUGUCGCCCAGUACAAACCCCGCAUCUCUACCCGGCGGCUCUCCUCUCCCUGGAGGCCAAUCCCCAGCAUCGCUCUUCAGUGCCUCCACCGUUCCCAUCAGCGUACAGACUACCGGUGGAGCCCAACCACUGGCAGCUUCUCCCCUCGCCGGGUCUCUCACUUCCGGUCAAGCUGGCUCGGCCGCUCCAAGCGCUAUCAACCAAGCUCGUCGGGACUCUCUCACACCGUUUGCAUACGUCAUGACCCCGCCCGAGUCAAGUGCCCAACUCCCAAGUUCGCGCCCGACGUCGAGCAGCAGCCCCAAACCGACUUCGCCCAAUGGUGGACGCGCGCCGCCGCCUGGGACCCUGGGCCCGUUGCCGCCAUCGAUGUUUGCGGGGAUCAGGCCCAGUACGGCCGGAGAGAGCGAUAGUGGCUUGGGAGUGAGUCCCACGGCGAGCACGAGAGUCCCUCAAUUGGAGGGCCUAGCGAACCAAGGCAUGGGCCUGGGUCCGCCCAGUACUCUGCACGACAGAGUCAUCUUUGUGUCCAAUCUUCCCAUGUCGAUGCAAUGGCAAGACUUGAAAGACAUGUUGAGACCGGCGGGUACAAUUAUCAGAGCGGAUGUGGCUACAGAUUCUCACGGAAAGCCGAGAGGGUUUGGUACGGCGUUGUUUGCUACCGAGGCAGACGCCACGCGGGCAGUGGCGCUUUUCAACGAUCGCGAGGUUGCUGGUGUGCGAAUCCGAGCGCAUCUUGAAAGAGAUAUCCGGCCCGAACUGGCCUCGCGAAGUCAGAGAGGUUCGGGCGAGUCUUCUGGUCUGGGCCUGUCGGAUUCGUCAGAACAAGUCUCUGCAGCAGGCGUGAAUGAGCUGCUGAAAGGCAAUGGCAUCACCCCAAUCGACACCUCUGUGCCGAUUGCGAAACCCGACCCAUCGCCCGUCGCCAGAUUGCCUUGGUCGCUCAACACCUCGGUUCAUGCCCAAGCACAAGCUCAACCACAUGGCCGCCCCCUAGCAGAUCACCGCCCGAUAGCCCACCAUCAACAUCCUCAUCAUCCUCACCAGUCCCACUACCGCCAAUCUCACCACCCGGGCCCCAUCUCUAUGCCUGCAUACCACCCCAUGGACUCUUCCAUGGGCCCCAAUCCCCUCUCUCCUCUACAUACCCGUGGACUGCCGCCAAUGACGCCAAGUAUGCCUGGCUUUGUAUUCAACUAUCCCUCUACACCGCCUGCCCCGACUCCUCAUUGGGGGCCGUUCUCUCCUGGUCCGGGACCGUUCUCGCCAGGAGUACCAGUCACGAGCCCAGGGGCUUUUGGCUACAAUCCAUUCUUGAAUGCUGCUCCCGGCGCCCCGGUCAACAUGUACCCUGCUCCACCGCAAGGCCAGGGAGGGUCAGCUGCCUUGGGAACCCCAACGACGCAGGCUUUCCCCAAUGGCCCGAUCGGUUACGGGCAGUAUGCAGGUCCGCCUGGUGCGCCUCCAGCUCAGCAAAAUGGUGACCAAGCGCAGCAGGGGCAAGAUUAUUUCGCCAACGCCGUGCCCCCUCAAGGCUCCGGUCUUGGUGUCGCUUCUGCAAACUCACGCGAAAAGUUGGCCAAGAGUCCUCUGAGUGUGGGCCGCACCGAUCAAGUGUCGCCUACGAGUAUACUCGAGGAUCAUGCCGCGGAGAAGGAAGCAGAGAUGAGCGAAGUGGACGAUCUGGCCAAGCUGGCGGAAGGGCUGGCCGUAAAGGAAGCAAGCAAAAACCAGCUCCAAGCGGACAAGGUGGAGACUGUCAAGCGGAGUGCAAGUGGUCUCGACUUGUCUGAGCUGGGCGCUGGGGGUCUUUCGGUGCUGAACCAAAGAACGAGUAUGGACGACGGACGUUUAGGGCGGCAUUGA